Messenger RNA from Teleopsis dalmanni, 911 nucleotides. Its product is annotated as telomere-binding protein cav-like. The record is from RefSeq and is a predicted model, not a curated record. The transcript has 2 exons. The coding region runs from base 103 to 822 and encodes 239 amino acids. Lineage: Eukaryota; Metazoa; Arthropoda; Insecta; Diptera; Diopsidae.
UUUCUGUAUUUUGUAUUUUUUCUGUAUAACAUUUUGUAUUUUUUCUGUAUAUUAACAUUUUGUAUUUUUUCUGUAUAAACAUUCCAAUAUAAUUUGAACUACAUGGCGGAAUCAAAUAAAAGUGAAAUAUAUAAACAAUUAAUUGAAAUAUGGCAACCAACAGAAGAGGACUUGCAACGGGAAUUUUCCCAAAAAGAGCUAAUAAAACUUUGCCGCCGCGUGCCCUGUCGUGUAAAUAUGACACGCUGGAAUGCGGUAAAUGAUUGCUACGAAAGUUUGCUGCAGCAGGGGCGAUUAAAAAAUAAAUCUGAGAAAGCUAUCUUGAAAUUAGUAGCGAAGGGAGUAAAUCGCUACAAAGACGAAUGCGUUUAUGUACAGAGUGAUAUACUCCCAAAACUGAAGUCGGAAUGGCGACUAAGAAAAAAGCGCAAUAUAUUGCAUUUGGAUUAUUUUGACUACAUGGAAAGAAAGUCAUUAACAACUAGCGUAUCAGCUACCGAUAUUGAAUCUACUCCAACUGAAAAUAAUGCUGGACACGCGGAAGACAUAUCAAUCGAAGCAAAUGUGUCGCAUGAAGAACCUCCUGUCGAAGAUAGUGUGCAAAAGACGGUUGAAGGUCCGGCAAAAUUACGUAAGGCUUCGAACAUAUUAGAAGAGUUAUUGGCUGUUCACACAGAAUCCUUUACAAUUAAUACCGAAGGUAUGGAAAAUUUUUGUGAAAGUGAACCAUUAUCUCAAGAUAUAUUACCAACUCAGAAUGACUUCGAAUCAAAUAUUCCACUAACUUCAACUCAGUCGCAAUCUGAGAAAAUUCAACUAUAAGACACUAUUCAGGAAAUAUAUGUAUUUUAUUGUUUUUAUGUUUACAUUAUUGUUCUAUACAAAUUUUAAUCAUACAAAGUGUUAAAUAA